Messenger RNA from Aureobasidium namibiae CBS 147.97, 840 nucleotides. RefSeq lists its product as uncharacterized. The record is from RefSeq and is a predicted model, not a curated record. NCBI's taxonomy places the organism in Eukaryota, Fungi, Ascomycota, Dothideomycetes, Dothideales, Saccotheciaceae. The annotation marks the transcript as partial. The transcript is spliced from 3 exons.
CUCAUCGCCAUCUCUGUUGCAUUCAUGACCGUUACGAUCUUCUUCACAAGUCUGCGCUUCUUCGUCAGAGGCUUCAUGAUCAAGAGCCUGGGAUGGGAUGACUGGUUGAUCCUGGUUGCCGUCGCUAGUUUCAUAUGUCAAGCUAGCUUUCUCAUCCAUCUAGCAUGGAUGGAACAACACUACGACCUGACCUAUAUCAAAGCUCUCUCGGACGCCUUGGAGUUUGUCGUCCUCGAACUGGCAUUUUACAUCAUGACCUCACUGUUCCUCAAAAUCUCUCUGGCGGUCUUCUUCUUGCGCAUUGUUGUCGCGAAAUGGCAGAGAUACACCAUCAUCAUUGGUACAUCCAUCUUCUCGCUAUUCACCUUCGCCUUCUUCUUCAUCGCAGUUUUUCAGUGCGGACCGCCUUCUCAUUUUCUACUCAAUAACGCCACAGGAAAAUGUCUUUCUUGGAAGGUCACCGGACCCCUCAACUACAUUCAUGGUACCCUCAAUGCUCUGACGGAUUGGAUCUUUGUCUCCUUGCCUAUCCUUGUCAUUCGCGAUGCCAAUAUGAACCGCAAAGCAAAGGCAUCAGUCAUCGGCGUGCUUGCUAUUGGUGUCUUGGGCUCUGUGGCGUCCAUUGUUCGUCUUUACUACAUCAAGGACAUCCAUCCCGGAGCCUCAAGUGCGACCGAAUUCUUCUCAAAAGCCUCAACCAUUGCAAUUGCCAGCAUAAUCGAGAUUGGCUUGGGUGUGACGGCAGCGUGCCUUGCAACUUUGAGACCUCUAUUCAAGAGUCUUCUGGAUCACACGGGGAGUUACUCAAGGGACAAUUCCAAAAACAAGUCAUAUGCUCCC